This is a messenger RNA of Saccostrea echinata, 1467 nucleotides long. RefSeq lists its product as uncharacterized. Gene Ontology annotation, molecular function: oxidoreductase activity. NCBI's taxonomy places the organism in Eukaryota, Metazoa, Mollusca, Bivalvia, Ostreida, Ostreidae. The transcript has 4 exons. The record is from RefSeq and is a predicted model, not a curated record. Bases 1 to 1467 code for a protein of 488 amino acids.
AUGUGGCAUUUAUGGACUAAGAUGAGAGUGUCUAUGGGAUAUCCACCAAUUAAGGGCCCUAGAUCAGUUUACGAUCGGAUCGCAAUUAUUGGAGCCGGAAUGAGUGGAGUACAUAUGGCCUCUUUGCUAAAGGAACGUGGUUAUAAAAAUAUCAAAGUUUUUGAAGAAAGACAAGAAGUUGGAGGAAAAGCUUAUUCACGAUUUUAUAGAGGUGUAUGGAUGGAGUUUGGUGCAGCUUUUCUCAGUGAAAUUUAUGAUCAGAUUGUCAAUUUAUUAGAGAGAUAUAAUGUUGGAUUCACAGUCGUAUCCAAGAGUCCCAUUUCAAUUUGGGAGAAUGAUUAUGAAGACACCACUGUGAGGGACAUCCUGAUUAAAAGAUCAGGAGAAAGAACACCGCAAGCGGCACUCCGCAGUAUCCAAGCCGCUGUGGCGAAGUACGAUCGAAUUCACCGGUGUUUGUUUGGAAACUACUCUAGCGAACUCAUGCCUCGACCUAUUCCCGACGUUCUCCAUGAAAUUAGAGGGACUUUCCUAGAUUUCUUAAGGCGAAACGAUUUAUUAUUACUGGAACCGAUAUUCAGUACUGUUUUGUCAAAAAAUGGAUAUGGAUAUCUCAACCAAACUUCAGCUAUAUACGGGCUUGUUUGGGUUCCUCCACAAUCAGUUAAUAGUGCUUUCAAACCAGAAAAUGGGAUAUGGCUUCUCCGUGGCGGGUUUCAGAGGCUUGUUUUCGAGAUUGCUAAACAAAACAAAUUAGAUAUACAUUUUGGAGUUAAUAUCAAAAAUAUUCACAGAAUAAUAGGACCAUCAGGUAUUUACAUAACACAUACAUCACAGGGGGAUCCAAAAAUUUUAAGGGAGCGCUUUGAUUUUUUGAUUCUCUCGCCAGCGAUGAAUUCCUUGUUUAAUAUCGUAGAUUUCAAUUUAAAUGAACUGAAAGUUUUUAGCACAUUAGUGAAUUCCUACAUUGUUGCAACUUUGAUCGAGUCUGACAAUGGACGACGUGGUCGUGAUCCACAUAUGGACUUCACCACAAGCAUUGAGCCGCCAUAUUCUGUCGAAGGGGGUAUCAAUUUCUAUCAAGCCAAGAAAAACAUCACUGGUGAUGCCCAUCGUCUUGGAAUUCGAGAAAAUGGUCCGGAUGGGCGGCCACAGGAAACUGUUAUGUACCAACAAUAUGGCUUUGAAAAUCCCUUCUCAAAGGACAUGGAUUUGAUCAUCCAAUCAAAAUUAUUUGCACAUUUGAGAUUAUUUGAUAAACGUAAUCCAAAGAUUUUAGAACAAAUUAAGUGGGGAUAUUAUUUUCCUAGGUUUCCCCCCAAAGAGGCCGACCGUGGCUAUCAUUGGGAUGUUUUAGAUAUGCAGGGAAAGUUCAACACGUGGUACAUAGGUUCCUCGGUCUGCUUUGAAAGCAUGGAAAGUGUAGUAGAAUAUAAUAAUUUAUUGAUAAAAAUAGCAGGUAUGUAA